AUGUUAAAAGCAUGUUCUGAAAUAGUAAACGAAUUAAUAACAGCCCAUGAACAAAACAAAGAUGUUAAUCUGAACGGAUUGAAAACAAAACAUUCAAGACUUAAUAAAUUAUCAAAUCAGCCUAAAUUGGUUGACAUUAUUUCAGCUAUACCUGAACAGUAUAAAAAUGCAUUAAUUGGAAAAUUGAAAGCCAAGCCUAUUAGGACUGCUAGUGGUAUUGCUGUUGUAGCUGUUAUGUGUAAACCACAUCGAUGUCCUCAUAUUGCAGUCACAGGAAAUGUUUGUGUAUAUUGUCCAGGUGGUCCAGAUUCAGAUUUUGAAUAUUCAACACAAUCAUAUACUGGUUAUGAACCAACAAGUAUGAGAGCUAUUAGAGCAAGAUAUGAUCCUCUAGAACAAGCCAGAGGCCGUGUUGAUCAAUUGAAAAGCUUGGGUCACAGUGUUGAUAAAGUUGAAUAUAUUAUUAUGGGUGGUACGUUUAUGUCACUGCCUGAAGAUUAUAGAAAUUGGUUUAUUGCCAAUUUACAUAAUGCUUUAUCUGGUCAUACAACUAAUGAUGUUGAUGAAGCUGUAAGGUAUAAAGCAUGUCCUUUUAUGCCAAAAUAUAAACUAAAUGUAAACAAGGAAUUGUCCUAUUAUAGAUAUUCGGAGCAAAGUAUGACAAAAUGUAUUGGAAUUACUAUUGAAACGCGUCCUGAUUACUGUUUGAAGCCACAUUUGAGUCAAAUGUUACGGUAUGGAUGUACUCGCUUAGAAAUAGGCGUACAGAGUGUAUACGAAGAUGUAGCAAGAGAUACAAAUCGUGGUCACACGGUUAAAGCCGUAACUGAAACCUUUCAAUUAGCAAAAGAUACAGGAUUUAAGGUUGUUUCUCAUAUGAUGCCAGAUUUGCCCAAUGUUGGUAUGGAAAGAGAUUUGGAUCAGUUUAAGGAAUAUUUUGAAAAUCCUGCCUUUCGAACCGAUGGGCUAAAAAUUUAUCCAACUUUGGUUAUUCGUGGAACUGGACUUUACGAAUUAUGGAGAACAGGUCGAUAUAAAAAUUAUACGCCUAACGCAUUGGUUGACCUGAUUGCUAGAAUUCUAGCCCUUGUUCCUCCUUGGACUAGAAUUUACAGAGUACAAAGGGAUAUUCCAAUGCCCUUGGUUACAUCAGGAGUUGAGCAUGGUAAUUUACGUGAGUUGGCAUUAAAUCGAAUGAAAGAUUUAGGUAUCGAGUGUAGGGACGUCAGGACUCGAGAAGUUGGAAUUCAAGAUAUUCAUAAUAAAGUUAAACCCGAAGAGGUUGAAUUAAUAAGACGUGAUUAUGUAGCAAACGGUGGUUGGGAAACAUUUUUAUCUUACGAAGAUCCAAAACAAGAUAUCCUAAUAGGUUUAUUACGACUUCGAAAAUGCACCACUAAUUCUCCACAUAGUGUGUUUCGACCAGAACUUAUUGAAUAUCCAACUUCAAUUAUAAGAGAGUUGCAUGUUUAUGGGAGCGUAGUACCAAUGCAUAGUAGAGAUCCUAUGAAGUUCCAGCAUCAAGGAUAUGGAACUUUGCUGAUGGAAGAAGCAGAACGAAUUUCUCUGGAAGAACAUGGAAGUGCAAAAAUUGCUGUUAUUAGUGGUAUUGGAGUUAGAGGGUAUUAUGAGAAAUUGGGAUAUCGAUUGGAAGGUAAGUGGAACGAUGUUGAUUUUGAAAAUUGUUGA
This is a messenger RNA of Cetraspora pellucida, 1689 nucleotides long. The record is from the annotation of a GenBank genome assembly. Lineage: Eukaryota; Fungi; Glomeromycota; Glomeromycetes; Diversisporales; Gigasporaceae.